This is a messenger RNA of Oncorhynchus keta (chum salmon), 4310 nucleotides long. RefSeq names its product suppressor of cytokine signaling 2-like. Gene Ontology annotation, cellular component: phosphatidylinositol 3-kinase complex. Lineage: Eukaryota; Metazoa; Chordata; Actinopteri; Salmoniformes; Salmonidae. Bases 674 to 1279 code for a protein of 201 amino acids. The record is from RefSeq and is a predicted model, not a curated record. Gene Ontology annotation, biological process: intracellular signal transduction; phosphatidylinositol phosphate biosynthetic process. The transcript is spliced from 3 exons. Gene Ontology annotation, molecular function: 1-phosphatidylinositol-3-kinase regulator activity.
AAAUCGGUCUUUUGUGUAUAGCUGUGGGUUUAAUGGGGAUUUGGUUAUUCAAAACACAUACCGAAGGAAGGGGAUUCAACGUCGCGGAAAAGACUGUCUUUGGGAUCUGUACCAAAAACAAGACAAGCGUGGUUUGGUGACUUUCUGCAUGAUAUUUUAAAUCUUAACAUUACCAGCAGCAAGCGAGUCGUGCGGAGUCGACUUGCCUCGGUCGCGAGACGUUGUCAUCGCCUGUUUUGCACCCCGGGUUGGAAAAAUAUUCUUAGUUUGUUUGCCACCUCGCCAAAAUGACAACUGAUUGAUUAUCCCGUCAGAAGAUACAUAAUACGACAUGGAGAACUCUAGCUAUGUAAUCUGUCAUCUUUCAAUGUGAUCGACAUGGUUACACUGGCUAGCCGUUCCCUGGAAGUGUGUAGCUAACGAGCGGUUUUGUGCUUUGUUUAUUUAUUCAUUUUAGUCCCCUUCUUCUUUAGGGAGAAGUGUGUAUUUGAAUGGUCAUCGGUUGAGUCGUUUGGUGCAGGAUCCACUCGCAAAUAGGACGAUUAAUUUAUCAAAUUCGAGAAGAAACCUGCAGAAGAAACUGGUUUUGCGACUGUGGUACAACUGCCUGUCUUUUGGGGAAUAUUUUUGCAUUUUGUCGGAUGUCUUUUGGACAAUUUCGGGUUAUUCCCCAAUGACCUGCCACUCACCCGAAUCCACCGAGACCAUCGAAAAUGAGAGAAGAACGGAUACCGAGUCGCGAGUUGUAGACUCCGAUGAGACUCGCAUCGGUCAAGCCAUGAAAGACCUUAAAAAUACAGGCUGGUACUGGGGCAGCCUGACUGCCAACGAAGCCAAAGAGAUUCUCCAGGAUGCAUCAGAGGGCACCUUCCUGGUGCGAGACAGCUCCCAGAGGGACUACCUGUUCACCAUCUCUGCCAUGACCUCCGCCGGCCCAACUAACUUGCGCAUCGAGUACAAGGAGGGGAAGUUUAAACUAGACUCAGUGGUGCUGAUCAAGCCCAAGCUCAAGCAGUUUGACAGUGUGGUGCACCUGGUGGAACACUACGUGCAGCUGUCCAGGACUACCAGUAAAGGUGCGUCGUCAGGAGUGUCGCAGUCCCUGGCCCCACCCAACGGCACGGUUCAGCUGCUACUGACUAAGCCUGUGUACACUGCCACGCCCUCUCUACAGCACCUGUCCCGGAUUGCCAUCAACAACGCCACCAGGCAGGUGCAGGAGCUGCCUUUACCCAACAGGCUAAAGAACUACCUGACGGACUACAGCUACAAUGUAUAGCAGGACCGUAAAUCCCAGAUGUGGUUUGGGAUAGAGAGCAGUGCACCUGCCAUGCAGUGGCAGUCAGACUAUCACCCAGUCCGAAGUCAGUCUUUAGCCCCAACCACUAGACACGGCUUGACGGCCCCCGUACUUCUGGAAGGAUUGCUGUUGAGCAAUAUGCUUAUAGAGCCAAGUCAGUCAUCUAAUCCUCAGGAAGCUAGGUUGAAUUUCUCCCAUAUUACUACACCCUUCCAGUUCAUUUAGUGCUACAGUUGUUCAUCAAAAAGGGCUUAGGAGUUGGAGCUAAGGGUUGAUUUCAGACCUGGGUCAUGUACAUAAUCUCUGAAACGGGUGCAAAUGUUUUCAAGCCGAAGUGGUAUACCCUUCCUGCAGACCAGCUCAGGUAAACAGGGUUUCGGAACCUUCUGAACGAGACCCAGGAGGGAUGGCAGUUGGCACUCAACUUUUUUUUUGCUUCUCAUUUCAAGCUCUUUGUUGUUGCUUUACACUCUCUGCCUCAUGUCUGAGAAAUGAGUAUCUGACACGGUGUCCACUUUUUGUUCUGAUUUAUGUUUGAGUUUGUUCAUAUUCUAUAUUUUCUUUUUUUUGUACUGUAAUCAUAAGAAGGGGCAGUGCUGGUGUGUCGUGAACUACAUGUAGUGCAACUAGUCAUUUAACUACCUUUUUUCAGUAGCUUGGAGGUAGUUGAACUAAAUUCAAAUAUUGGUAGUCUUUUCAGUUAAUUACUUUUUUUUGCUGUGUAGCGAACUACAACAAUUUUUUUUAAUUUUUUUUUUUUAAUUGUCAAGUUUUCAACUUAUUUUUCAACCUCAGACUUACUUAAUUGUCACUUGAAAGUAGAGGUCAACCGAUUUUUAAUUGGAAUGGCCGAUUUAAAUGGGGCCGAUUUCAAGUUUUCAGAACAAUCGGAAAUCGGUGUUUUUGGGUGCCGAUUUGCCGAAUAAUUAUUUUUUUUAAAUUACUAUUUAAAAAAUAAUAAUUUUAAUAACUUUUUAUUUAACUAGGCAAGUCAGUUAAGAAUACAUUCUUAUUUCCAAUGAUGGCCUAGGAACGGUGUGUUAACUGCCUCGUUCAGGGGCAGAACGACAGAUUUUCACCUUGCAGCUCGGGGGAUCCAAUCUUGCAACCUUACGGUUAACUAGUCCAACGCAAUAACGACCUGCCUCUCUCUCGUUGCACUCCACAAGGAGACUGCCUGUUACGCAAAUGCAAUAAGCCAAGGUAAGUUGGUAGCUAGCAUUAAACUUAUCUUAUAAAAAACAAUCAAUCAUAAUCACUAGUUAACUACACAUGGUUGAUAUUACUAGAUAUUAUCUAGCGUGUCCUGCGUUGCAUAUAAUCUGACUGAGCAUACAAGUAUCUGACCGAGCGGUGGUAGGCAGAAGCAGGCGCGUUCAUUCAAACCGCACUUUCGUGCGUUUUGCCAGCAGCUCUUCGUUGUGCGUCAUUGUGCGUCAAGCAUUGCGCUGUUUAUGACUUCAAGCCUAUCAACUCUCGAGAUGAGGCUGGUGUAACCGAAGUGAAAUGGCUGGCUAGUUAGCGCGCGCUAAUAGCGUUUCAAACGUCACUCGCACUGAGCCUUCUCGUAGUUGUUCCCCUUGCUCUGCAUGGGUAACGCUGCUUCGAGGGUGGCUGUUGUGUUGCUGGUUCGAGCCCAGGGAGGAGCGAGGAGAGGGACGGAAACUAUACUGUUACACUGGCAAUACUAAAGUGCCUAUAAGAACACCUAAUAGUCAAAGGUUAAUGAAAUACAAAUGGUAUAGAGGGAAAUAGUCCUAUAAUUCCUAUAACUACAACCUAAAACUUCUUACCUGGGAAUAUUGAAGACUCAUGUUAAAAGGAACCACCACCUUUCAUAUGUUCUGAGCAAGGAACUGAAACGUUAGCUUUCUUACAUAGCACAUAUUGCACUUUUACUUUCUUCUACAACACUUAGUUUUUGCAAUAUUUAAACCAAAUUGAACAUGUUUCAUUAUUUACUUGAGGCUAAAUUGAUUUUACUGAUGUAUUAUAUUAAGUUAAAAUAAGUGUGUUCAUUCAGUAUUGUUGUAAUUGUCAUUAUUACAAAUACAUAAAAAAUAAAAUAGGCCGAUUUACAUCGGUAUCGGCCUUUUUGGUCCUCCAAUAAUCGGCAUCGGCUUUUAUGAUCCUCCAAUAAUCGGUAUCGGCGUUGAAAACUUGAAAGUGUUUUGGUGUUUUUAUAGGGCCAGGGUGAUCUAACUUGCAAUUUGUAGUCUGACAUUUCAGAUUUAGAUAUAAGAAUUUUUCACGUAGUAGUAGUAGAAGGGAGGAUUAUUAUUUAUUUUCAUUCUUCUGAUUUUUUUUUUAAAGCACAAGAAAUAUACUGGCUUCAAAACUUGCGUUGGUUUCUCUCACACUGUCUCACUCUGCCUCCUGCUAAGAGGUUAAAAGUAAUAGAUUUUCUGAACUUCUUAAUCCUGGAUGAUCCUCCCACUACGCAUUACUUUUGUGCGACACCUCAAUACUUCAUCACUGCAUUUUCUUUCGAUAGAAAAUGCCCUUGAGCAAGUUGCUGCUCACACCUCAGAACUAGACCUUGGUUAGACAGACAGACAGGCUGUAUCUAACAUCUAGCUACUACUAAAAGAAGGAAUUACAUUUCCAAGAGCAUAUUAGAUGUUCGGCCAGGGGUUUUCAUUGGAUCGACGUGAAUCUUAUUUUAAUCAAUAUUUUAAGUAUUUAUUGAUUGUGCUACUGUAUUUCCUAGAAAAAUAAAAGUUACACAAAUAAAACCUGAAAGCAUGCUUUAUCAUAGCCUCUAUUCAGCAAUUUGGGAGGCAAUAAUGAAUGUGAUGCAGGGGUGUCAUGGUGAUCAUGUGUAUUGUUUGACUCAUUCUCCACUUUCAGUACAUAAGGUUCAGUGUGAACAAUUCUUGCAGAAUAUUCCAGAAUUCACUCUUGAUACAUGAUUAUGACAUUUACUGUUUUCAUAUGGUGCUUAAAUACAAGUGUCUAGUGUUUUCUCGGUGAGGAAAUCAGAAAAAUAAAACAAAAGAAUGGAAUCGAA